GUGCCUAAAACUCGAAAACCAAGGCGCCCAGGGUUGUGUGAGGGUUUCCGCUCUGCGCCCCGUGGGGUUCCAUGGGUCUUGCACAGCAUCAAUCCUGCGCCGCCGGUCCAACUGCUCCAGGUCAUCAGUUUGCCCCAUCAUUGGUUAAGGUGGUAUUCUCUACAUUAUAAAGCUUGAUGGAGUUUGUGACAGCCCUGGUGAACCUCCAAGAGGAGUCUAGCUGUCCCAUUUGUCUGGAGUACUUGAAAGACCCCGUGACCAUCAACUGUGGGCACAACUUCUGUCGCUCCUGCCUCAAUGUAUCCUGGAAGGAUCUAGAUGAUACCUUUCCCUGUCCUGUCUGCCGUUUUUGCUUUCCAUACAAGAGCUUCAGGAGAAACCCCCAGCUCCGUAAUUUGACUGAAAUUGCUAAACAACUCCAGAUUAGGAGGAGCAAGAGAAAGAGGCAGAAAGACAAUGCCAUGUGUGAAAAACACAAUCAGUUUCUGACCCUCUUCUGUGUGAAGGAUCUAGAGAUCUUAUGUACACAGUGCAGUUUCUCCACUAAACACCAGAAGCACUACAUUUGCCCUAUUAAGAAAGCUGCCUCUUAUCACAGAGAAAUUCUAGAAGGUAGCCUUGAGCCCUUGAAGAAUAAUAUAGAACGAGUUGAAAAAGUGAUAAUUCUGCAAGGCAGCAAAUCAGUGGAGCUGAAAAAGAAGGUAGAAUAUAAGAGGGAAGAAAUAAAUUCUGAGUUUGAGCAAAUUAGAUUGUUUUUACAGAAUGAACAAGAGAUGAUUCUUAGGCAGAUACAAGAUGAAGAGAUGAACAUUUUAGCAAAACUAAAUGAAAACCUUGUAGAACUUUCAGAUUACGUUUCCACGUUAAAACAUCUACUGAGGGAGGUAGAGGGCAAGUCUGUGCAGCCAAACCUGGAAUUACUGACACAUGUUAAGAGUGUGCACCACAAGCAUCAAAACCUAAAAUGCCCUGAACUCUUUUCAUUUAAAUUAACAAAAUAUGGUUUCAGUCUUCCUCCUCAAUAUUCUGGCUUGGACAGAAUUAUCAAGCCAUUUCAAGUAGAUGUGAUUCUAGAUCUUGACACGGCACAUCCUCAACUUAUUGUCUCUGAGGAUAGAAAAGCUGUGCGAUAUGAAAGAAAAAAACCAAACAUUUGUUAUGACCCAAGGAGAUUUUAUGUCUGCCCUGCUGUCUUAGGCUCUCAGAGAUUUAGUUCUGGCCGACAUUACUGGGAAGUAGAAGUGGGAAACAAACCUAAAUGGAUAUUGGGUGUGUGUCAAGACCAUCUUCUUAGGAACUGGCAGGAUCAGCCAUCAGUUCUGGGCGGAUUCUGGGCAAUUGGGCGAUACAUGAAGAGUGGUUAUGUUGCAUCAGGUCCUAAGACAACCCAGCUUCUGCCAGUAGUAAAACCCAGUAAGAUUGGUAUUUUUCUGGACUAUGAAUUGGGUGAUCUUUCCUUUUAUAAUAUGAAUGAUAGGUCUGUUCUCUAUACUUUUAAUGAUACUUUCACAGAAGCCGUUUGGCCUUAUUUCUAUACUGGAACAGAUUCUGAACCUCUUAAAAUCUGCUCAGUAUCAGAUUCUGAAAGCUAAGGAACUGGUAAAUGAGUCUGUUUCAGUUUUUGUAGGUAACUUAGCCAGUAAAUUUAAUCUCAUUUCUGGAAUCUUUAAGUUUUACCACUGAAAACCAGAGUCAAUUUUUCUCCUAAAUUUUUGGCAACUAUAACAAGAUGUUCAUAAUGCCACUUUCAUAUAUUCCAUGAAUAUCAGUUGUCAAGUGCUUUGAUUUCUAAGAUAAAAUAUUUUAGAAUUAUAUUACUUAAUGUGUCCAAUAAAAUGUUUUCAAAUUGCCUAUAA
Messenger RNA from Pongo pygmaeus (Bornean orangutan), 1856 nucleotides. Its product is annotated as tripartite motif-containing protein 60. NCBI's taxonomy places the organism in Eukaryota, Metazoa, Chordata, Mammalia, Primates, Hominidae. The coding region runs from base 177 to 1592 and encodes 471 amino acids. Gene Ontology annotation, molecular function: protein binding; zinc ion binding. The transcript has 3 exons. The record is from RefSeq and is a predicted model, not a curated record.